Molecule: messenger RNA, 1250 nt
Organism: Thecamonas trahens ATCC 50062
Lineage: Eukaryota; Apusomonadida; Apusomonadidae
Product: Sua5/YciO/YrdC/YwlC family protein
Exons: 2
Coding region: 1-1209 (402 amino acids)
Biological process (GO): regulation of translational fidelity
Cellular component (GO): cytoplasm
Molecular function (GO): tRNA binding; nucleotidyltransferase activity; double-stranded RNA binding
Source: RefSeq, a predicted model, not a curated record
AUGGCUGUGGCUGUGGGCGACUGGCCGGCGACCAUCCUUCAUCCUUCGUCGGGCUUCCACGACGAUGACCAGGUCGGGGGCCACGUCUACAGCCGGGCAGAGACAGACACGUUUGAAUGCACCUCUCUCUACCCGCUAGCGAGCCUGGAGGCGAGCCUGGCCGAGCCGGCGGCUGUGCUGGCGGGUGGCGGCGUGGUCGGCUUCCCCACCGAGACGGUGUACGGGCUCGGGGCGAACGCGCUGAGCGCCGAUGCUGUGGCCGGCAUCUUUGCUGCCAAGCGUCGGCCGGCAGACAACCCGCUGAUUGUGCAUGUGUCCGGGCGCGAGAUGCUGGCGCCACUGGUGGAUCUGGACGGCGUGGGAGCGAGCCAGCGGGCGGUGAUCGACGGCCUGAUGACGGCGUUCUGGCCUGGCCCGCUCACACUGCUACUGCCCAAGUCCGCGGCGGUGCCGGACGAGGUGACUGCUGGCCAUCCGACAGUUGGCGUGCGGAUGCCGUCGCACUCUGUGGCGCGCGCGCUGAUUGCCGCCGCGGGUGUGCCUCUUGCUGCGCCGUCGGCCAACCUCUCGGGACGCCCAUCGCCGACGACCGCCGGCCACGUGCUGACCGACCUUGGCGGUCGUAUCCCAUGGGUUGUCGACGGCGGCUCGUGCGAUUUUGGCCUUGAGUCGACUGUGGUCGAUCCGCUCCGCGAGCCGCCGAUGGUCCUGCGGCCUGGCGCGGUGACGCUCGAGCAGCUGCGGAGUGUGGCGCCAGACAUGGUCGUCCAUUCGGGCGAGGUUGAGGAGGCGCCGGCGACGCCGGGCCUCAAGUACACCCACUACUCGCCAUCGGCGCCGGUGGUGGUCUUUGACGGCGGCUCGCCGGAGGCGAUGUCGCGCUCGCUCGCGUCGUGGUGUGCCGAGACCAGCGCGGCGGCCGAGGCCGGCGCGCCCACUCCGCGCAUCGGACUCGUUGCCACCCGCCCGGACGUUGUUGUCCCGCCAACCACCGCACGGGUCAUACAGCUCUUUGACACCGAUGACCGCGCCGGCGCUGCUGCCGCCCACGGCCUCUUUGCUGCCCUCCGUGAGCUCGACGAGGACGGCUGUACCCACAUCAUCAUCGAGGGCGUCUCGCGCGCCCACUUUGGUCUCGCAGUCAUGAACCGGGCGCUCAAGGCCGCAUCGCGGACCGUUGUCUGCCACGAGGCUGGAGCCUCGAGCUGAUCCGGGCCGCAUCCGACCGCAAUGAACGCCAGCCAAUUGGA